This is a messenger RNA of Paramuricea clavata, 702 nucleotides long. The record is from the annotation of a GenBank genome assembly. NCBI's taxonomy places the organism in Eukaryota, Metazoa, Cnidaria, Anthozoa, Malacalcyonacea, Plexauridae.
AUGAGAUUUGUGAUAGGGUUUACCGGACUUCAAAUAAAACCGUUCCAGAGACUGUGCAAAGAUAACAAAUCGAUAGAAAGUCACAAUAAUGGUCUGAAAGCACCAAUGAAAUGCUCAACACCCUGGCAAGAUAAGAAAUUUGGAUAUGUUCCCCAUGCCAAAACUGAAAGAGCAAAGUUCCUUAAUGAGAAUGUUCUUCCCUAUUUUUACAAGAGCCAGUGGAAAUGGUCAGAAAAUGCCAGAAGUCUUACCCAAAAAUUUCAUUCAGAGGGAAGAAGACAGUAUGAUCUUCAUGUGCAGCUGAAGAAAUUACAAGAAAGUCUCUCAUCAUUGAUAAGAAAGUUAUCAGAAGAUCCCUUAAAGCCUAACGACCUCAAGGCCAUAAUCUACAGAAUCGAGCAAAUCGAACACCCUGGGGAGAAAGUUGACAAAUGUAACGAGCUGAUAAGGCAGAAUGAUGAAAAAUGCUUCACCAAAUCUGGGAAAAUUCAGUCUGGAUAUGAGUGUUCUCAUAGCUUCAAUGAAAAGUGCUACAGUGAUAUAACAAGCUUGAAGAACAAAAUAGUAGAUGCACUAUCCAGGAUGCACAAUAGGGCAAAAUCAAGGAAACGUCGUCUUGAGCGCCAAGAAGAAAAGUGUAAGAGGGUGUUUAAACUUGUCACUCUUUCAACAGUUACAUGCUGCUAUGGAGACACAGCUUAA